Molecule: messenger RNA, 225 nt
Organism: Clunio marinus
Lineage: Eukaryota; Metazoa; Arthropoda; Insecta; Diptera; Chironomidae
Source: the annotation of a GenBank genome assembly
AUGGCAAUGAUUGGUGGCCAAUUGGCUCACCCUACACCACUGCAAAAUAACUAUUGCAACGGAUUAGUGCAACCGUCGUUAAUUAUGAAUCAUCAUGUUGAUUGUCAGGAGGAUAUUCACCCAAUACUGGCAACAAAUAUCACUGGACAAACCGGAAAUCACUUUUUUGCGAUCAUGAAGAAAAACAUUUAUAACUGUAUCCAAAAACACUUUAAAAGUCAUUAA